AAGAUGAAGAUAUUGAAGAAAUACAAGAUGAUUCAAUAAAUGAAUAUGAUAAAUUAUCAGAAUCAUUUAUAAAUGUUUUAAAAUUAUUAGAAGUUAAACAAAAAUAUAAUCUUACUGAUUAUGCUUCUAAUGAUAUUUUAAAUAUUUUUGCUAAUGAUAGAUUUAAACUUCAAUUUAAUGAUCCUAAAAGAGCUUUAGAUUUAGAAUAUAGAUCUCAAUAUAUAAAUAAUGAGGAAUAUAGUAAUGAUAAUAUUAGUGAUAUAUUUGAUGAAAACCUUUACAAAGAAUUAGCAAAUAAUGGGUAUUUUUCUGAUGAAAGAGAUAUUGCUUUAAUAUAG
Molecule: messenger RNA, 338 nt
Organism: Funneliformis geosporum
Lineage: Eukaryota; Fungi; Glomeromycota; Glomeromycetes; Glomerales; Glomeraceae
Source: the annotation of a GenBank genome assembly